Molecule: messenger RNA, 1632 nt
Organism: Penicillium pulvis
Lineage: Eukaryota; Fungi; Ascomycota; Eurotiomycetes; Eurotiales; Aspergillaceae
Exons: 1
Coding region: 1-1632 (543 amino acids)
Source: RefSeq, a predicted model, not a curated record
AUGUGCACCGUUGGCGUGCUGAAUAUGCCCCUUUCAUUAUCUCCGAAUACGGCUUGGCGUGAGCGUCGCGCUUUUGCUUAUUAUUUUCAAUAUGCUGCUGCGUCUGUUGGGGGUGGGCUGGAUCUGGACUUUUGGCGCACAAUCGUACCUCAGGUUUGUCGGAGUGAGCCUGCGGUGUGGGAUGCUAUGAUCUGUAUUAGCGCUCUAAUCGAAAGUCCUGACCCUUGUACUGAUCUUGAUCCAUUGCGCUUUGUUUCGCGCAAGCUUGAUCAGAAUCAACAAGAUGCAUUGGACUGGUAUGCGCGCUCUGUGUCUGCUGUGCGGCAGGGAAUUUCCCGUGGUAGCGUUGACGCCUUUGUGGGGCUGAUCACCUGCAUCUUGUUCAUAUGUAUCGAAUCCCUCUUUGGAACUAUAGAGGAAGUCAUGCGACUAUAUGCUCAAGGUGUGCAGCUCAUUCUCACAUUGCGCGCUCAAAAGGCCUUUAGCAGAUUAAGUUUGCUGAAGGAGACGAUUAUUCCGAUCUUUGCCCGGUUAGGAGUAUUCUCUCCUAGCGCCAAUUGGGAUGUUGCCAUGCCUUUAUUAAAGGAACUCGAAGCAUAUGCAUCGGUUUCUACGCAUGAAUUUUCGUCCCUUAAGUUCGCCCGGGAGGCUAUCGUUGUGCUCGCCGCAGAGAUUCCCCUCUUGGAGUCAGACUGCGAAAAGUAUCUACAAACCUCAGGCGCCUGGUACAUAUCAGACGAACUGGUGGAGCGGCAAACUAUUCUCGUCGCUCGCCUCGAGAGUUGGCAUAUUGCCUUUACGAACCUGAUGAAAUCUCUACGUGCCUCGAAAGCUGGGCUACCUGUGUCACAACUCAGUGCCAGCGCUCUUCUCAUGACAUACUAUGAAAUGUUAUCCGUUAUUCUCGCAGUCUGCGUAUCGCCAAUGCGAGUUAGUACGGACGCUUUCACACUCAAUUUUCAAACGAUUGUCGAACAAUCUUCUAUCGCGUUGGAUAGCUCUGCACGAUCGAAUGGCAUCCUCCCACCAUUCACAUUUGAAAUCAGCAUCGGCCUCCCCCUUUGGUUCACCAGCCUUCGCUGUCGAGAGCCUACCAUCCGACGUGCGGCACUGGAUCUCCUUGCUCGGUCGCAUCGAAUUCAGGGACUUUACAAGCGCGACCACGGUACCAUUAUGGGCGAAAGGAUCAUUUUUUUAGAGGAAGCAAUCGCCAAGUCGAAAAAGGACGCAUCUUCUCCCAAGACCGGGUACAUCACACCAAGUAACGAAUCGAUCCAUUAUGGAGAUAUGAGCCCGGCCAGGCCCUUCAAUAUUCCACCUCUUAAAGACAUUGCGGGUCCGUCUCCUCCUCUUUCUGACAUAGAAAACAAUAUUCGAACAUCGGCAUCGGCAUCGGCAUCGGCAGCUCUAAUUCCACAAGAGGCGCGAAUUAGACCCCAUGGUAUCUUUCGGCCGCAAGACGGCUUCCCUCCUGAAAUAAAGAAAGAGGAUAUUGCACACUGGGGACGGCGUAGUGAUCAGUACUUUCUACAAGUCUCAUGGAAUCAGUGUGACUCGUCUAGCGACACGUGGGAGAUGAUCUUUGGGUGCAUCCCAAUUGAUAUUGAACAUAGCGAGAUCAUUAAAUUUUGA